CUCCUCUCUCCCCUUCCCUCGGCUCCUCGGCUCCCUCGGCCGCUGCCAUCUCCAACCCCCCCACCCCACUCCCCCGCCACGGCCCCUUGCCCCUGGCCGUUUGGCAAGACCCCCCCCUAUCCCGGGGCUCCCCAGAAUCCAGUUCCCCUCCCCCACCCCAGCUCAUGCCCCAGCCCCCGAACUUCGGGGCUGUCAGCCCCCGGUGCCCCCGCCCCUCCUGAGAAUCGGGGUGUGCUCCCCAAGCCCCCUCCCCUUCACUGGGGAGCCCCUUUUAGGGCCCCCUUUCCCUCCCUCCCACGCUCCCCUCCCCGUCCUUUCUCCAACCCCCUCCUUCCCCUCUCACCCCUCCCCCCAUCCUGGCCCCCCCUGCAAAAGUGGGGUGCGGAGGGGGGAGGGGUGAGAACCCACCGAGGGGAGGAACGAAACUCCAAUGAAGUCAGAGCCCCUUACCCGCCGCCGCGGCCAGGCCCCCCAACAUGGACUGUCUCUGUAUAGUGACAACCAAGAAAUACCGCUACCAAGAUGAAGACACGCCCCCUCUGGAGCACAGCCCGGCCCACCUCCCCAACCAGGCCAAUUCUCCUCCUGUGAUUGUCAACACAGACACCCUAGAAGCCCCAGGAUAUGUGAAUGGGACUGAGGGGGAGAUGGAAUACGAGGAAAUUACAUUGGAAAGGGGUAACUCAGGUCUGGGCUUCAGCAUCGCAGGUGGCACUGACAACCCGCACAUUGGUGACGACCCGUCCAUUUUCAUCACCAAGAUCAUUCCUGGUGGGGCUGCAGCUCAGGAUGGCCGUCUCAGGGUCAACGACAGCAUCCUUUUUGUAAAUGAGGUGGAUGUGCGGGAGGUGACCCAUUCAGCUGCGGUGGAAGCCCUCAAAGAGGCAGGCUCCAUCGUGCGCCUCUAUGUCAUGCGCCGGAAGCCCCCAGCUGAGAAGGUCAUGGAGAUCAAGCUCAUCAAGGGGCCUAAAGGUCUUGGCUUCAGCAUCGCAGGGGGUGUAGGAAACCAGCAUAUCCCUGGAGAUAACAGCAUCUAUGUAACGAAGAUCAUCGAAGGGGGUGCCGCCCAUAAGGAUGGGAGGUUGCAGAUUGGAGACAAGAUCCUGGCGGUCAACAGUGUGGGGCUGGAGGACGUCAUGCAUGAGGAUGCUGUGGCAGCCCUGAAGAACACGUAUGAUGUUGUCUACCUAAAGGUGGCCAAGCCCAGCAAUGCCUACCUGAGUGACAGCUAUGCUCCCCCUGACAUCACAACCUCAUAUUCCCAGCACCUGGACAACGAGAUCAGUCACAGCAGCUACCUAGGCACCGAUUACCCCACAGCCAUGACCCCCACAUCCCCUCGGCGGUACUCCCCAGUGGCUAAGGACCUGCUGGGGGAGGAAGACAUUCCCCGAGAACCGAGGCGAAUUGUGAUCCACCGAGGCUCCACGGGCCUGGGCUUCAACAUUGUGGGUGGCGAGGAUGGUGAAGGCAUCUUCAUCUCCUUCAUUCUGGCUGGGGGCCCGGCGGACCUCAGUGGGGAGCUGCGGAAAGGAGACCAGAUCUUGUCGGUCAAUGGUGUUGACCUCCGCAAUGCCAGCCAUGAGCAGGCUGCCAUUGCCCUAAAGAAUGCGGGUCAAACGGUCACGAUCAUCGCUCAGUAUAAACCAGAAGAGUACAGCCGAUUCGAGGCGAAGAUCCAUGACCUUCGGGAGCAGCUCAUGAACAGCAGCCUGGGCUCAGGGACUGCCUCCCUACGGAGCAACCCCAAAAGGGGUUUCUACAUCAGGGCCCUGUUUGAUUAUGACAAGACCAAGGACUGCGGCUUUCUGAGCCAGGCCCUGAGCUUCCGCUUUGGGGAUGUGCUGCAUGUCAUCGACGCUAGUGACGAGGAGUGGUGGCAGGCACGGCGGGUCCACUCUGACAGCGAGACCGAUGACAUUGGUUUCAUUCCCAGCAAAAGGCGGGUUGAGCGGCGGGAGUGGUCAAGGUUAAAGGCCAAGGAUUGGGGCUCCAGCUCUGGAUCACAGGGUCGAGAAGACUCAGUUCUGAGCUAUGAGACGGUGACACAGAUGGAAGUGCACUAUGCUCGCCCCAUCAUUAUUCUUGGGCCCACCAAGGACCGCGCCAAUGACGAUCUUCUCUCUGAGUUCCCUGACAAGUUUGGAUCCUGUGUUCCCCAUACGACACGGCCCAAGCGGGAAUAUGAGAUAGAUGGUCGGGAUUACCACUUUGUGUCCUCCCGGGAGAAAAUGGAGAAGGACAUUCAGGCGCACAAGUUCAUCGAGGCUGGCCAGUACAACAGCCAUCUCUACGGGACUAGUGUCCAGUCCGUGCGAGAGGUGGCGGAGCAGGGGAAGCACUGCAUCCUCGAUGUCUCAGCCAAUGCUGUGCGGCGGCUGCAGGCGGCCCACCUGCACCCUAUCGCCAUCUUCAUCCGCCCCCGAUCCCUGGAGAAUGUGCUAGAGAUUAAUAAGCGGAUCACAGAGGAGCAAGCCCGCAAAGCCUUCGACAGAGCCACUAAGCUGGAGCAGGAGUUCACGGAGUGCUUCUCAGCCAUCGUGGAGGGCGACAGCUUUGAAGAGAUCUACCACAAGGUGAAGCGCGUCAUCGAGGACCUCUCAGGCCCCUACAUCUGGGUCCCAGCUCGAGAGAGACUCUGACUCCCACCCUGGCGUGGCCUGAACUCGCCCUGCCUCUGUCGCCCGGGCCCUGGGUCUGGACUGAAUUGCCCAAGUCCUUCGCGCCCCAGCCUCCCUCCCACCCCUUCUUAUUUAUUUCCUUUCUAACUGGAUCUAGCCCAUUGGAGGGGGGACACUCCUCUGCAUGUAUCCCCGUACCCCAGAACUGGGCUCCUGAGCCCCAGGAACCUGGGGUCUGGGGAGGGCGGAGCCAGGCUCUUGGUUCUGAGCCCUCGCUCCUAAGGACCCUGCCCCUGCUGCCCCCAAUGCACACACAGACCCACUGGGGGCUGCCUCACCUCCCUCAUCUUUUCCCACACACAUUCCAGAAGUCAGGGCCCCUCUCAAGGAGCACCCGCUGCAGGGAUGCAGGGCCACAGCCCUCUGUGCUCUCCUGAGGCAGGGUCUGGGGUCACCCCUGCCCCCAUCAUAACUCCCUACAUCCCUUGAUUUCUCUUUUUUUUUUUUUUUCUCCAUUUUUUUUCUUCUUAAAGGUGGUUUUUGGGGGGAGAAGUAGGGGGACUCCAUGGUGGGUCCCUUGCCUUCCAAAAGCCCCCCACCUUUUUUCUUUGCUGGUUUGCAUGAGUGGAAGGUCUAACUGUGGCUUUUAUUUUUUCCUGGGAAUUUUUUUUUUGGGGGGGGAAAGGGGAGGGAUGGGACUAGGGAGUGGGGAACAUGGGAGGGAGGGUGGGAGGGCAAGGGUCAGGGGUUGGGUGUCUGGGAGCCAGGGGAAGACUGGAAAUGCUGCCGCCUUCUGCAAUUUAUUUAUUUAUUUUUCUUUUGAGAGAGUGAAAGGAAGAGACAGAUACUUGAAA
This is a messenger RNA of Octodon degus (degu), 3475 nucleotides long. RefSeq names its product discs large MAGUK scaffold protein 4 (gene Dlg4). Gene Ontology annotation, cellular component: postsynaptic density membrane; neuron projection; neuromuscular junction. The transcript is spliced from 20 exons. NCBI's taxonomy places the organism in Eukaryota, Metazoa, Chordata, Mammalia, Rodentia, Octodontidae. Gene Ontology annotation, biological process: AMPA glutamate receptor clustering; chemical synaptic transmission; postsynaptic neurotransmitter receptor diffusion trapping. Bases 477 to 2642 code for a protein of 721 amino acids. The record is from RefSeq and is a predicted model, not a curated record. Gene Ontology annotation, molecular function: kinase binding.